AUGAGAAAUCACACAGAAAUAACAUUCAUCUUACUGGGGCUGACAGAUGACCCACAGCUACAAGUUCUGGUUUUUGUUUUUCUAUUUUUCACAUACAUUUUGAGUGUAACUGGAAAUUUGACCAUAAUUAUCCUGACGCUGGUAGAUUUACACCUUAAAACACCUAUGUACUUUUUCCUGAGAAAUUUUUCUUUGUUAGAAAUUUUAUUUACCUCUGUCUGUAUUCCUAGAUUCCUAUAUGGUUUAUCAACUAGGGACAAUACCAUCACGUACAAUGCUUGUAUAUGUCAAAUGUUCUUGUUUAUUUUCUUUGGGGCAGUAGAAUUUUUUCUCCUAGCAGCAAUGUCCUAUGAUCGUUACGUAGCCAUUUGUAAACCACUUCACUACAUGACCAUCAUGAACAAUAGAGUGUGUACUUUAUUAGUCCUCUCUUGUUGGGGAAGUGUCUUGGUGAUUAUGGUCCCACCCGCUGGCUUGAUCUUCAAGCUUGAAUGCUGUGUUUCCAAUGCCAUUGAUCAUUUUACCUGUGAUGCAAGUCCCUUCCUAAAAAUCAUAAGCUCAGACACAUGGGUAAUAGAACAGAUGGUCAUAAUUGGAGCAGUAUUUGUACUGCUUAUAACCCUAGUGUGUGUGGUACUAUCCUACACAUACAUCAUCAGGACAGUUCUGAGAUUACAAUCUGCACAGCAAAGGAAAAAGGCCUUUUCCACUUGCUCAUCUCACAUCAUUGUGGUUUCCAUUGCCUAUGGUUGUUGCAUCUUCAUCUACAUUAAGCCAUCAGCAAAGGAACAGCUGGCCAUAAAUAAAGGAGUUGCACUUCUGGAUACUGCUGUUGCACCCUUGUUAAAUCCCUUCAUUUACACCUUGCGGAACAAACAAGUGAAACAAGCUUUGAAUGGCAUUAUGAAAAGGAUUGCAUUUCUCCCAAAGAAGUCUUGA
Molecule: messenger RNA, 939 nt
Organism: Octodon degus (degu)
Lineage: Eukaryota; Metazoa; Chordata; Mammalia; Rodentia; Octodontidae
Product: olfactory receptor 6C2
Exons: 1
Coding region: 1-939 (312 amino acids)
Biological process (GO): G protein-coupled receptor signaling pathway
Cellular component (GO): membrane
Molecular function (GO): olfactory receptor activity; G protein-coupled receptor activity
Source: RefSeq, a predicted model, not a curated record